AUGGUUGAAAGAUGUCACCAUUCAUUGAUGAGUUCUCUCUGUUCCAAGCUAGCAGGUUCAGGUUUGGGUCUGAGGGAUGAUCAAGCUUGUUCCUCUGCAAAAGUUGUUUAUGGUUCUUUUUUGGUGCUCCCUGGAAUGUACCUAGAUGCUCCAGAGUUUCCCUUGGAGAUAUUCAAGUCUCGAAUCCAUUCUGUCCUGCAGAGUUUUUCAGCUCCUCCUAAUCACAAUGUUCGUGCAACAGCUCCUGCUGUCUUUGCCUCCCUGAAAACUGCAACCCAUGUGUUUGUUCGCAAGGAUUCAACUACUUCUCCUCUCCGCCUUUUGUAUAGAGGUCUGUACCUGGCUCUACAAAAGGAUGUCAAAUAUUUUACUCUGCAGUUAGGAGCUCGGGCAGAUAAAUUUUCAAGAGACAGGCUCAAACCAGUAUUCUCUACUGAAGUUAUAGUUCCUCAAGUUCCUUCAACCAGAGGACAUCCUCGGCAAGCUCCUCCGGACUGUUCGUCGCCCCCUGCAGCUCCUCCUUGGGUUUAA
Messenger RNA from Eurytemora carolleeae, 531 nucleotides. RefSeq lists its product as uncharacterized. Lineage: Eukaryota; Metazoa; Arthropoda; Copepoda; Calanoida; Temoridae. The coding region runs from base 1 to 531 and encodes 176 amino acids. The record is from RefSeq and is a predicted model, not a curated record. The transcript has a single exon.